This is a messenger RNA of Komagataella phaffii GS115, 2013 nucleotides long. RefSeq lists its product as uncharacterized. Gene Ontology annotation, cellular component: mitochondrion. Gene Ontology annotation, molecular function: mitochondrial ribosome binding; GTPase activity; GTP binding. The record is from RefSeq and is a predicted model, not a curated record. Lineage: Eukaryota; Fungi; Ascomycota; Pichiomycetes; Pichiales; Pichiaceae. Bases 1 to 2013 code for a protein of 670 amino acids. Gene Ontology annotation, biological process: positive regulation of translation. The transcript has a single exon.
AUGUACAGACUGACAAAAGGUCUGUACCGUUCCAAAGCGAGUUUUCCUGCAGUUUCACUGUAUACCUCUUGGUUCAGAGUAUUCCGAAGUUACUCUUCCAAUCAUGACGAGUAUGUGGAUCAUGAGUACAAGUACUACCUAAAGUAUCCAAUAGAUACAAAAAACAACCCCACUCCGACCCUAAACCCAUCCCAGCUCAAUGAUAGAAUCUCCAAGAUUCCAAUGGAAAAUUACAGAAGCUUCGUCAUCGCUGCACAUAUUGACCAUGGCAAAUCCACCAUCAGUGAUCGACUGCUUGAACUUACAGGAGUGCUUCAACCAGGAUCGAAUAAACAAGUGUUGGACAAAUUAGACGUAGAACGAGAACGGGGCAUCACAGUGAAAGCCCAAACAUGCUCCAUGGUAUAUCAUCACGAGGGUGAAGAUUAUUUAUUGAAUCUGGUCGAUUCUCCAGGUCAUGUGGAUUUUAGACUUGAGGUAUCCAGAUCGUAUGCUGCCUGUGGGGGAGCAUUAUUGUUAGUUGACGCCAGCGAAGGUUGUAAGGCCCAAACCGUAGCAAACUAUCAAAUGGCAAAGUCAAUGGGACUUGAACUUUUGCCCGUAAUCAAUAAAAUUGAUCUAGAUACGGCUAACAUAGAAAGAACAGAAGACCAGAUUGAGGAAACUUUUGAUUUGCCAAGAGAAAAUGUCAUUCAUGUUUCUGCUAAGUCUGGACUCAACGUUCAAUAUGUCCUUCCAGCAGUAAUUGAACACAUUCCAGCUCCUCAAGGAAAUAAAACUGCACCAUUUAAGGCAUUGCUGGUAGAUUCGUGGUACGAUUCGUACAUUGGAGUUGUUCUUCUAGUCAGUAUAGUUGAUGGUACCCUGAAAAAAGGACAGAAGAUCCAGUCUUGCUCAACCUUAAGGAAGUAUGAUGUCAAAGAGGUUGGCGUUAUGUAUCCUGAUAGAUUUGCCAUUGAUGUCCUCUCGGCAGGCCAAGUAGGAUAUAUUGUUCCAGGAAUGAAAAAUUCUGCAGAGGCCCUAGUUGGAGACACUUUUCACGUUAGUGGCAAACCAGUAGAAGCACUGCCGGGCUUCGAAGAGCCAAAGUCAAUGGUUUUUGUGGGAGCUUUCCCUGCCGAUGGAGGGGAGUUUAAACGAAUGGAGGAAAGUUUGGAACAUCUGGUCACCAAUGAUCGGUCUGUUACUUUACAGAGAGAGACAUCCAACGCAUUGGGCCAAGGCUGGAGAUUAGGAUUUUUGGGAUCGCUUCAUGCCUCUGUGUUCAAAGAACGGCUAGAAAAUGAAUAUGGCGCCAAGUUGAUUAUAACUUCUCCCACAGUGCCGUAUAAAGUUGUAUAUAGAGAUGGUACGGAGAAGAUUGUUACCAAUCCAGAUGAUUUUCCAGGAAUCAACGACAAAAACAAAGUUGCUGCUCUUUAUGAACCGUUUGUCGAGAUCACAAUGACUUUUCCCAAUGAGUAUCUAGGAACCGUUAUGAAGCUUUGUGAGGCAAAUAGGGCCAUGCAAUUGGACAUUCAAUACCUCAACAAUGGGCAAGUAUUAGCAACGUACGAUCUCCCAUUAGCGCAUUUAGUAGACGAUUUUUUUGGCAAAUUAAAGUCUGCAACUAAGGGUUAUGCGUCUUUAGAUUAUGAAGAUAGUGGGUACCAACCUUCAGACAUCGUUAAGCUGGAACUGCUAGUUAACGGGAAUGGUAUUGACGCACUUGCAACCGUUAUGCAUAAAUCCCAAGUCGAAAGGAAUGGUCAGGAAUUUGUAAAGCGAUUUAAAGAGUUUCUCAAGAUCCAACAAUUUGACGUUAUCAUUCAAGCAAGAGCAAAUAACAAAAUAGUAGCAAGAGAAACGAUAAAAGCUCGACGAAAAGAUGUUCUAGCCAAGCUCCAUGCAAGCGAUGUUUCCCGGAGAAAGAAGUUAUUAGUUCGCCAAAAGGAAGGAAAAAAACAACUGAAGAGUAUUGGGAACAUACAAAUUAAUAAUGAUGCAUACCAAUCGUUCUUGCGUCGUUCAUGA